AAUAAAUAAAUGUUUCGCUUUUCCAAAAACCUGAAAUACUAUUUUCGAAGAAGUUUUAGGUGUUCGUAAUCUAUUAUGAUGACAAAAGAAUUGUUUGCUGACUGGACACUUCUAAAAUUCGGUCAAGUAAGCGUUACUUCAACAAUUCUAAAUUGUUGACAAAGUGAGCAUCAUGAAGACCAUGGUUUGACGCACUUGUCGUUAUUUUAUUUUAAUUUUCUUCACGUGUUCGUUUUGUGACAGAUAUGUGCCAUUUUCAGAACGCUCUUUGAGGGAUAUCUUUUAAAUGAAAAUAAAAAAAUGCUGAGUCAAUUCGUACCACUUGGCUAAUGUUAGAACAUCUCAGAGAUGAAAAAGAUGAUGCCAAGAAUAUGUAGUAGUGACGCGGCAAGAAGAAAGAAGAUUGGACCCAAAAAAAAUUACAAAACACUCUGGGGAUACUUUGAACAUGAGAUAAAGUGGUUUAAUGUAUUCUUCCUAUUUUUCGUACAUCUUUAUGCUUUGAAGAUAUAUUUUUCGAUAAGGCCAGAACACUUUUCGAUGGUAUGUUGGGCUAUUUUCUCUGGGAGCAUUGGUGGUUUUGGUGUAACUGCAGGAGCUCAUCGAUACUUCACGCACAAAUGUUAUAAAGCUAAUCUUUUUCUAAGAAUAAUACUCAUGCUGUCAUACACCAGUGCAGGACAGAACAAACUCUUCGACUGGGUGAGAGAUCACAGGGUACAUCAUAAAUUCAGUGAAACUGACGCUGAUCCUCACAACUCCAGAAGAGGUUUCUUUUUCGCACAUUGUGGCUGGCUCAUGAUGAAGAAACACCCAGAGGUUAUAAUAAAGGGCAGAACUGUGGAUUGUAGUGACCUUUUGAACGAUCCCGUAAUUCGUUUUCAUCAAAAGUACUUCUGGCCAUUGAGGAUCUUUUUAUGUUUCAUUCUACCAACGAUUAUUCCGAUGUAUUUUUGGGGAUGGGAUCUUCGAACAAGUUUCGAAACUUCUUUUGGAAAAUGGGUAACAUUACUCCAUUGUACUUGGUCUGUGAAUAGUGUUGCACACUUGUGGGGAACAAAACCAUAUAACAAGAACAUACAUCCGGUAGAAACAAAAUUGGUGUCAUUCCUUUCAAUGGGAGAAGGUUGGCAUAACUAUCACCAUACCUUCCCGUGGGACUACAAGGCAUCCGAAUUCUGUUACCACUUCAAUACGACAACUUUCUGGAUAGAUGUUUUUGCCAAGCUAGGUUGGGCAUACGACCUCAAACAGCCUUCGAUGGAAUUAGUGAAGAAUACUGUCAAGAGCUCCGGUGAUGGUACACACUUCCAUUGGGGGAAGGAGGUUCAGGAAUGUGCAGGUGAUCCAUGCAACAUACUCAGAUGAAUUGCAGAGUGCAGUGUUUAUUAUUUAAGUAGUUCAUAAAAGACAAAUCUCUCAUUAUUCAAUGGAUAGAGUUGAAAAUUCACAUAUCUAUUUUGUUGUUGAUUGUUUAUAUUUGAAAAAUGAAUAAAAGUAACAAAUAUUGUUUUA
Harmonia axyridis is the source of this 1515-nucleotide messenger RNA. Its product is annotated as stearoyl-CoA desaturase 5-like. The record is from RefSeq and is a predicted model, not a curated record. NCBI's taxonomy places the organism in Eukaryota, Metazoa, Arthropoda, Insecta, Coleoptera, Coccinellidae. Gene Ontology annotation, cellular component: endoplasmic reticulum membrane. Gene Ontology annotation, molecular function: iron ion binding; stearoyl-CoA 9-desaturase activity. Gene Ontology annotation, biological process: unsaturated fatty acid biosynthetic process. The transcript has 6 exons. Bases 349 to 1368 code for a protein of 339 amino acids.